Messenger RNA from Dufourea novaeangliae, 397 nucleotides. RefSeq names its product selenoprotein M-like. The transcript has 4 exons. Gene Ontology annotation, molecular function: oxidoreductase activity. Lineage: Eukaryota; Metazoa; Arthropoda; Insecta; Hymenoptera; Halictidae. The coding region runs from base 56 to 397 and encodes 113 amino acids. The record is from RefSeq and is a predicted model, not a curated record. Gene Ontology annotation, cellular component: endoplasmic reticulum lumen.
AGAUGAUGUAUACUUAUAAGUAUAUAAGUAUAACUUCCGCUUUAGUGAAGUAAACAUGGCUCCUACGGUAGCUGUCAUCUAUUGUCUUGCACUCGUUUUGGCGAUUUCAAAUGUCGAUUCAGCAAGUAAUUAUUACGGAUCCGCGAGAGUUGAGAGCUGCGGUGGUUGCACUCUGAACCGGCUGUCAGAUGUAAAGGAUUUUAUCUACAAAGAUGUACCUAAUUACAAUAAUGUUGAAUUCAAAUAUAUUCGAGGUGCUGCCCCAGAGCUUGUACUCCUUAAUCAUAAUAAUGAGGAAGUGGAAAGGUUACCAUUGUCAAGCCUGACUCGGAAUGAAUGCAAUGAUUUGUUAAGUUCUAAAGGUUUUACUAAGAAAACAACAAGAGAUGAGAUAUAG